AUUACUUUGGAUUAUAAUCUUUUAGCUUGAUAGGAAAAGCUGUGUUUUUUGGGGGGUUCUGGGGGGAUUUAAAGAUGGGUAUUGUAAAAUUCAUGAUUUCGGGGAAACUUUGAAUGGUUUUGCUUAUAGGAUGCAUUGUCUUUGACGGAGUUUGAGCUGAUGGAGUUGCUAGAUGUGGGGUUGGCAGAAGUGAGAUCUGCAUUAGCACACAUCAGUGAGAAAGUCUGUCCACCUUAUCAAACUGCAUUAUCACUAAUGGAGCAAAGGGCUCAAAAUGAGAAGUUUUCUGGCCAUCUUCCAACAGGCCUGGAAGGAUUAGAUACGGCCUUAUGUGGUGGAAUCCCAUUUGGUGUUUUGACUGAACUGGUUGGUCCUCCUGGAAUUGGGAAAACCCAGUUCUGCUUGAAGCUCUCUUUAUUGGCUUCAUUACCAACGAGUUAUGGAGGGCUGAAUGGCCGUGUGAUAUACAUUGAUGUUGAAUCCAAAUUUAGUUCGAGAAGGAUGAUAGAGAUUGGAAUUACAAGUUUCCCGGAAUUAUUUCAGAAGAAAGAGAUGGCACAAGAGGUCUGCUAAAUGUUG
Rubroshorea leprosula is the source of this 579-nucleotide messenger RNA. NCBI's taxonomy places the organism in Eukaryota, Viridiplantae, Streptophyta, Magnoliopsida, Malvales, Dipterocarpaceae. The record is from the annotation of a GenBank genome assembly.